Molecule: messenger RNA, 945 nt
Organism: Pistacia vera
Lineage: Eukaryota; Viridiplantae; Streptophyta; Magnoliopsida; Sapindales; Anacardiaceae
Product: F-box protein SKIP23-like
Exons: 3
Coding region: 1-945 (314 amino acids)
Source: RefSeq, a predicted model, not a curated record
AUGCACGCCAACCACCGAGACACAUGGUUAGUCAAAAUCCAAGAGUUGAACUCCGGUAAAGUCCGACUUCAGGAUCCACUCUCUAGCCUUGAUCUUGGAGAUUUGUCCAACAAGUUAUCCAAGCUGACAAAGUUACCCAGAUCAUUCAACUUGUUGGAUUAUCGGGUUAAGGAAGUAGCCAAAGCAUACAGACUUGAAUUGGUUGAUGAAUUUAGUAAGUCCAUUGUUUUUAGCAAAGCUGUUGUUUCAUCUCAUGAUGUGACUGGUGAUGGGUUUGCGGUUAUGGCGAUAGAUCAAGGAGAGCUGUUCUAUGCUUCCACGGCCAAAGGUCUUACCAUCUCUGUGGAUUAUACGUCUUUGACUGUUACUCAAGUGGCGGGUCCGCUGGAGAGGCUCACUUUUUGGACCAACUUGGUAAAGUCAUUUAAUGAUUUGUUUUUAAUCGUUGAUGCAGUGAUAUUUUGCUGGAAAUUUAACAGAAUUUCAGUUAGGAGUUUGAAACGUUUCUGGCGCCAAAAGUCUCCUGUUUUUGUCUUGCAUUCUGCCGUGUGUGAGCUGCUGAGUUUGGUGUAUUUUGCUGAUAUGUUUAGCAUUCUCCGGCCUAAGACACCAACAUUAAUUGUCAAGUGCUGGCCAUGGAGACAUGAACGGCAUCGUUUCAAGGUUUAUAAGCUUGAUGAAGAGAUGUGUGAGUGGGUUGAGGUGGAGGAUGGAUUGGAGGAUAGAGUGUUUUUUCUGGGUGAUGAUUGUUCCUUCUCUCUUGCGGCUAAAGAGUUCUCCGGAUGUAAAGGGAAUUCUGUUUAUUUCAAACAUGGUCCCUUCAGAAUUGAUGGUUUUCUCCCUGGAAUAGAUGGUGCGAUUUUUUACUUGAAGGACCGGACUGUUCGCCACCUCUUUGCAGAAUAUUCUAAGAUCUUAUGGCCUUCACCAAGUUGGGUGAAGUGA